Microthlaspi erraticum is the source of this 1023-nucleotide messenger RNA. The record is from the annotation of a GenBank genome assembly. NCBI's taxonomy places the organism in Eukaryota, Viridiplantae, Streptophyta, Magnoliopsida, Brassicales, Brassicaceae.
AUGCACGAGAGCUGUUUAUAUCUCACCAUCCUCGCCAUCUUCACCGUAUCUCUCGCCGCCGGCGAGAGAUUCAAAGAGGCACCAGAGUUCUUCAACUCACCAGCCUGUCUCACCAUCGAAAACGACGUCGACUACGCCUGUUCGGACAAAGCAGUCCACGUGGCAAUGACCUUAGACGCGGCUUACCUCCGUGGCUCAAUGGCCGUGAUUCUCUCCGUCCUCCAACACUCCUCGUGCCCUGAAAACAUCGUUUUCCACUUCGUCACCUCUAAACAAAACCACCGACUCCAAAACCACGUCAUCUCUUCUUUCCCCUACUUGAAAUUCCGCAUUUACCCUUACGACGUAGCAGCCAUCUCCGGUCUCAUCUCCACCUCCAUCCGCUCAGCGCUCGACUCUCCGCUAAACUACGCAAGAAACUACCUAGCAGAGAUCCUCCCCACGUGCCUCUCACGUGUCGUCUACCUAGACUCAGAUCUCAUCCUCGUCGACGACAUCACCAAGCUCUUCACCACUCACAUCCCGGACGACGUCGUCUUAGCCGCGCCUGAGUACUGCAACGCCAACUUCACCACUUACUUCACACCGACUUUCUGGUCAAACCCUUCUCUCUCCAUCACACUCUCCCUCAACCGCCAACGUCCUCCGUGCUACUUCAACACAGGAGUGAUGGUCAUCGAGCUGAAGAAAUGGAGAGAAGGAGAUUACACGAGGAAGAUCAUAGAGUGGAUGGAGUUACAGAAACGUAUCAGAAUCUACGAGCUAGGUUCUCUGCCACCGUUCUUGCUAGUGUUCGCCGGGAACAUAGCUCCGGUAGAUCACAGGUGGAACCAACACGGUUUAGGAGGUGACAACUUCAGAGGACUGUGCAGAGAUUUGCAUCCUGGUCCAGUGAGUUUGUUGCAUUGGAGUGGCAAAGGGAAGCCUUGGGUGAGGUUAGACGGUGGUCGACCUUGCCCGCUCGAUGCUCUUUGGGUCCCGUAUGAUUUGUUAGAGCCACGUUUUGACCUCAUCGAGAGUUAA